This is a messenger RNA of Kuraishia capsulata CBS 1993, 1992 nucleotides long. RefSeq lists its product as uncharacterized. Lineage: Eukaryota; Fungi; Ascomycota; Pichiomycetes; Pichiales; Pichiaceae. The transcript has a single exon. Gene Ontology annotation, biological process: DNA replication; DNA replication initiation. Gene Ontology annotation, molecular function: DNA binding. The coding region runs from base 1 to 1992 and encodes 663 amino acids. The record is from RefSeq and is a predicted model, not a curated record. Gene Ontology annotation, cellular component: alpha DNA polymerase:primase complex.
AUGUUGUCUUCAGAGAGAUACAGCACAAGAGUCAUUGAACCCGUUAAUCUUCUAGUUCACGCUGCCACCAUGACGGUUGAAUCAGAACUAAUGUCCGUUUUUGGAAUCGGUGACGAGGAAAAAGACAAAGUUACCAAAUGUCAGACCAUCAUGACUUUGUACGAUCUCUCGGUAGAGGACCUCUCCAUCAAAUGGGAGUCUUAUGUCAUGACUCAGGCCAACGACCCAGAAAUGAAAGUGAGCAUCGAGAGUCUUGAUAAGCUUCAAGAGUAUAUUCAACAGAGCAUAAGGAAGAAGAAUCAGCAAAACCUUACAGCGUCUGCUAUGAAGGCCAAAGUGAGACCUGGUAUCAGGACCAACUUCAACAUGUCCAAUCUGCCCUCCAUGGGUCCUCCCUCUACUCCAAGCUCGAGCGCUAAAAAGCGUCGCCUGGAGACUCCGCUAUCGAAAUCGCAUGGUAUGGUCACUUCAUCGCCAGUGUCGGGUGGGUUGGCUCCCAGUUCAGACCCUGUUCCUGCCACCCCGGAGACCCCUCUGCAAUCUAGACAGGCCGACUCUGGAACUAUCAUAGAGUCUUUGAAUCCCGAAAUAAUAGACUCUGCUGCUGAAGGACUGGUCGAAGUUUCUAAGCCAAUCAAGAUCACUGCUCAUUUCGAGGAUUCCAAGUACAAUUUCAGACCAAUGGGUCAGAAGCUCCUAGAGGCAGCAGACAUUUUGGACGAGCAGAUCGAGACGUUCACCAAAGUGGUGCAGGAACACUACCAGCUGCCAGAUGAUGCUUUUGCAAAUCCAAUGGCCCCUUCACAGAAGCAGGUUGUUGUUGUUGGUAGGGUUGUUCCUGAUUCGUCUGUCAACCAGCAUAAUAUCAGACUGGAUGCGACCUCGGUUUUCCUGGAGGCUUCCCGUGUCGCUGGCUAUGGAGAACGAGCACAACUAAAGCUUGAUAACAUUCAGAACUACUCGUUCUUUCCCGGUCAGAUUGUGGCUCUCCGUGGUCAAAAUCCAGACGGCUCGGGGUUCAUUGUGGAUGAGAUCCUGCAACUGCCCUAUCUGGGGUCUUUUGUUAGUUCAGAGUCCGAUAUCGAAAAGUAUCGGGAGAACCUCAAUGGUUCAGCCCUCAAGGUGGUUACAUGUGUUGGACCAUACACCAGAAGUGACAACUUUGAUCUUUCUGCGCUGUCUGCCUUUGUGGACAGAAUGAACAAUGAAGUCCACCCCCAUGCCAUCGUUAUGUUGGGGCCUUUCAUUGAUGUCACUCACCCAAAGAUCGCUGACGGAUCCAUCUCGUUGCCCAAUGGAGAUCCCCAAACUCUGGAUGACAUUUUCACACUCGCAAUGACUCCGGUGCUGCGCAACCUUGACCAGAACACCCGGGUCAUAUUGGUGCCUUCAACCAAAGAUGCUACGGCUAAACACCCAACUUAUCCACAGAGCGGAUUCGACAGAAAGUCGCUUGGGCUUCCACGCAACUUUACGUGUUUCCCCAAUCCUGCGUCGUUUCAGCUGAACGAUGCACUCUUUGGAGUCUCCAACAACGAUGUGGUGAAAGACAUGGCAGAGGUUGCAGGGCCACUGGUGGAGAGAAAGAAUAGGUUUGACCGUGUUGCAGUCCAUGUGAUGGAGCAGCGCAGGUACUACCCUGUUUUCCCCGGUGGAGUGAAGACGAGGAAGAUUCCAGGAACAGAAACUAUCGAGCACAUUAGCGGUGCCGACCUAGAUGUACCAUAUUUGGGUUUAACCGAACUGCCAGAAGUGAUUCCCGAUGUGCUGAUCAUGCCUUCUGAGAUGAGAUAUUUUGCCAGAGUUGUGAGAAAUGUGAUUACGAUAAACCCGGGUGUGUUCAUGAGACCAACCGGGAAUGGUACGUAUGCCGUGACCCACAUAAAGAGUCCCGACCCGGAGGAUCUGGAGGUUGCAGAAACUGAUGGUGAUGAAAAGUGUUAUCUUCACAAUGUGUGGAAGAGGGCUAGGGUCGACAUAGUGAAGACAUAG